CUAAAACACCCAUUGUCUCUUUCAGCCGUUGUGGCAGGGGAUCAUAGAAGUUGUAGUCCAACAGCAGCUGGAGCCCCACAACCGAGAACCGCUCUGGGGCAUAAAAUAGGUCAUUCCGCAGUACGCUGGGGGAAUGGGAGGGGAGCGGGUCUGGCAGUAGAAAGCAUGAAUUGUUCCUUUUGUUGAGGGGAGAGGGAGACACACAUGCAUGCUGCAAUAAGAGCCUCCCUAUCUCUGACAACUUUUAGAAACUCUCUAAAGACACAUUUAUUCAGCCCAGCUUUUUAACUAGACUUGUGGUUUUAAGUUUUUAAGGUCUUAACUUUUUUUGUUUUGUUUUAUGUUGUUGUAAACUGCCCAGAGACAGAAAUUUGGGGUAGUGAACAAAUAGAAUAAAUGAACAAGUUCCCCUGUGGGAACAGAGUGAAGCUCAGUGGUGUGUUUGUGUUGCACCAUUCCCCAGGUAGACUCCUGCCAAAACAAAAAUGGCAGUCUUUAUGGCAGGGAUGAGGAAGAAUCCUAUAAGAAGACCUGACGACUUUGCUUCUACUUCAGUCUCAGGGAAGAGAGAGAAUGGCAGCUGCUUCCCGGUCCUGGAGGUCUCCAUUGUCUCCUCGCACCAGUUACCACUCUCUUGAGGGGCCUCUUAGUCCACACUUCAAAAGAGAACCAGGAAAUCCGGCCUGCGGACAAAGGAACUGUCACUCUAGGGCUCUUAAUGCCUCUUGAUUGGGAGAGUCGAGCGAGCACGCACUGCGCAGGCGCACAAAGCACCGGCGAAAUCAGCGUUUUCAGCGCGGAAGGGACGGCAAACCCAUAGAGAUAGGCAAAGGGUGACGGAACAGCCCUCACUUCCGGCUUCGAGUCGACUGGGUGGGGAAGAAACCCAAAGUGGGGGUGUCGGCGAAACGCCUUUCUUCCCCCCCGCUGCUAUCUCUCAGUCUCUACGGCGCCCCUUUUCAGUGGAGAGCGCAGGCUCCCUAGUCCCUCCUCCCCACCUCUGCUUCGAGCGCCAUAGGGGAACCGGAAGUGUCCCAUCCCCUCAGGGCGGAGCUCGUAACCCUCCCCCUUGGUCUCAGGCCGGGCGUCUAGGCCGGUCUCCGCGGCGCAUGCGCGGAGGGGCGGGAGCGCCGAGCCGGCUCUGAGGAGGAGGAGGAGGAGAGGAAGCGGCGGCGGCGGCAGCGGGGAGCAGCAGUAGCGGCGGCGCCAUGAGGGCCGGGCGGGGGCUCCCACGUGCGCAGAGAACCCAAGGCCCCAUGUGCUAGUGGCUGCCUGCCAUGCUGGCCUGCCUGCCGGGACCAGGCGACCUCUCCCUUCCGCUGCUUUCUUACCCGCAGAUGAACGCUGGACUUCAGAAAUGGGACACUACACAGAAAAUGAGAGCCACACAGCACCCUACUCCAGCAGAGUUGGACGCGUAUGCUAAGAAGGUGGCCAACCAUCCUCUGACUAUCAAAAUUUUCCCCAACAGCGUCAAGGUUCCCCAGCGGAAACACGUUCGUCGUACUGUGAACGGGCUGGACACUUCCGGGCAGAGGUACAGCCCUUACCCACCGUCCCAGGCUGCGGUGAAAACGGGCCUGCUGGCCAUUGUUCGGUCCCCGGCCAAAGGGAUCCUCAAGGACUUUGACGGGACCCGUGCCGCCCGCCUGCUGCCAGAAGCCGUGAUGAACCCCCCUUCUGCCCCCUACGCGGCACCCAGCACUUUAAGCCACCCCCAGGCGUUGGCCCGCCAGCAGGCGCUGCACCACGCCCAGAGCAUGGCCCAGCAGCACCCUCAGGGGAUCCCCCCGGCCCUGCAGCACCCCCAGGCCAUGGCCCACCCGGCCCUGCAGCAGCCCCCGCCGGCCGGCUUGCACGGGGGCCGGAAGAUCCCCGACGCCGACGCCCCCCCGAAUGUGACUGUGUCUACCUCAACCAUCCCCCUCUCCAUGGCUGCCACGCUGCAGCAGAACCAGCCCCCGGACCUGAGCAGCAUCGUGCACCAGAUCAACCAGUUCUGCCAGGCCCGCGCGGGCGUCAGCGCUACCUCAGUGUGCGAGGGACAGAUCGCCAACCCCAGCCCCAUCAGCCGCAACCUCCUCAUCAGCGCGAGCACCAGGGUAUCUGCUCACAACGUCCCCACGCCCCUGCCUUCCUGCGUGGUGAACCCGGGCGACCACGCCGCUGCUGCCACCAGUCUCCCGCCACCUGCCGCAGCCGCCAUGGGAGUCCCCCUGGGGGGCUUGGGCCGGGGCCCGCCGGCGUACCAAAGUGAAAUGAAGCAGGUGGCCGCCUGGAACCAGCACCAGCUGGCCCACCUGCAGCAGAUGUGUGGAGAGGCGGUGGGCCCCCCGGGGCUGAUGGGAAAGCCCCCGGCCCGCGACCUGGCCAGCCAGGGCUUCCCCAGCAAAGCGCCCGGCUACGCCCUGGAACUGUGCAUGGGCCAGCCGUUCAGCGUGAAGCCCCCUCUGGAGAAGCCCACCCCCUCGCCCCCCGUCAACGGCUUGCCAGGCCCCCUGCCCUACACCAACGGGCACUACUUCCAGCCCCUCUGGAAUAACAUUCUGCCCACCCCGAACAGCGACAGCUCCGGCUCCCAGGACCUGGCCAUGCCUUUCCAUGGCGGGGGGCAGCCGAUGGGGGCCGCCCUGGAGUGCACGGCUGGACCUCACUACCGAGCUGGGGCCGGGGCCCCCGGCCAGAGCGCCGUGAUGCAGACGAUGGAAUACCUGAGCGGGGACUUCCAGCACUCCUGCCUCCGCGAGCCGGGCGGGGGGGCGCUGAGCAAAGCCUCCCGCCCCUCCCUGAACCGGGCCCCUGAGCCUCCCGAUAGCCGAAGCCUUCAUAUUCAGCACCCAGGGUAUAGAUAAGGCAGUGGUCACUUUCACUGACAAAGCGCUAGGGUUAGUCUUAAUUUGAAUUAAUAAGCAAGGCGUGCGGCUGGGUGUGGUCUGUUUUUUUAACUUGCAAACUGGCGUGAUCAUUAUCGUUAACGGCUGGAGACCGGAGAGAAUCCGCUCCGGUCCUCCUCUGUGUCUUUCCCCCUCUGCCUGCCUGCCUGCCUGCUUCCAGUGAGUCUAUCACAUGCCCUUCUCAGCUCAGUUCACCCCCCCACCCGGGGUCCUGAGCCCACUUUCUGCCGUGCGGGGCUGAGUCAGGGAGUGCAACGGCUUCGGUUUCCCUCUCUGGCUCCUCUGUCCGUGCAUCCCAGGAAGGAGUUCUGUUCAUCAGCUCCCAAACCCACGGGGGUGGACCCGUUUUUGAACCCUUUCCUACAGCGUCAAAAUGUUCUGCUUUGCUAAUUGGGAGGUUCUUGGUUUGGGUAACCACAGGGCAUCAAGUGGCUUGUCGGCACACUGGAAUUUUUUUUUUGAGGGGGGAGGGGUGCUGGCUUUCUUUCCCCCCCCCACACGCACAAGAUUUGUGCCCCCGUUUCUGCUCUCCUGGAAAAGCUGUGAAGGGGCUAAAUCAGCUGGCAUAGGGUUUAAAUUCCCACCCCCCAACCCUGUCAACCUGCCCCACAAGGGUCUGGAGUGCUCCCACAUUGCUUUGGGUUGCCUCGAGCUACCAAUCCAAUUCUCUCUCUUGCUUUGGUCUCCACUGCCAAUGAAGCAUAAGCGGAGGGAACCUCUGAGGACGGGGUGUGUGGGGGGGGCACUUUUAGCCUGACCCUCUUGCGUGGUGGUGACCUGUGACAGUUGGGGGCAUGGCAUAUGCUGUUGUGGGGAGGUGUUUGUGUGCUCCCUCCUUUCAGUUGGUGCUCGAGUUCUCCACCCGCUAGUUUUCCUAAGGUUCUUGGCUCGUUGAGUCAGGUCCUUUCUAGAGGCAGGGGAAGGGGACUGGGCUCUGGCGGCAGGUUCCUGGAGUGCCGGCAGAGCAGCAGGAUGCCCCCACCCCUGCCUUGGGGACCGAUCCGACCCUUGAGCCGUCCACGCUUCUGGACGUGUGGUUGGGUCAGGAGCGGCCCUUCGUGAGGCAAGGUGAGCUGGUGGGUGGCAAGAGGCCCCCUCCUGCUGUCCCCACUGGAGCAGCUCUUUGGGGCCACUCUGACCCUUGCCGGGAGCACGGCUAGCAAACCUCCCCUCCGCCCCAGCAGAGCUUGGCAAGGGGCUGGCUCCCGCCAGGGGAGUCCCUGGGUCAGGCUGGCCACGGUCUCUUGCUGGUGCCUUGCGCUCUGGACUGCACAGCUCUUGGGGAGGGAGGUGCGUGGGGCUGGCUCUUUGGAAAGGUGCUAGGGAUGCCGGGGCCCGCAGGCAGCUGCCUGUGAGCUUCUCGCAAGGCUGUCCUGUCGGUUUCAGCGCUGGCCCGUGUGGGCGCAAGUACUUAGCUGGAUGCCACGUACAGAGGCUUUCCCAGUGUCCGUGUUGGCUCGGCAGAAACUAACAAACAAAAUGAACGUAUAAUGAUCACUGUCAAGUUUGGAAUUUAAAAAACACACGACUGCAGCUGCCUUUUUAAAUUCUUUCUCUGUACACUGGCGAUGGCUGUACACUGUAAACUCGGACGUGUAAUAUUUCUGUGUGAAUGUUACCUGGUAGCGUGGGUCUGAGUAGCACUGUGGGGGUGAUUCCACUGCCCUCCCUCCCCUCUCCCUGCCCCACAGCCCUGCGGGUCCGCCGCCACCCGCAACGAAGCCUUAAGGUGCUGCUCCUCCAACUCUCCUUAACGAGCCGGGGUUAAAACCCUAAAGCGAACAGACAGAAACUUUUCAAAAAAGAAAGACGGCAAACUUCACCAACGUUAAAGUGGCGUCCUAGUUGGCUAGAGUUCUUAAGGGUUUUUCAUAAGCGGGGGAACUUAGAAACCGUUCUAAUCUGUGUAUCUUUUGAUUUAGGCAUGUAGUUCUGGGCUGUAGGGGAAAGCCUUAGGUUUCAGGGCUUCGCUGCCACUUUCCUCUGGACUUCCUGCCCCCUUAAGGCAUAAUCCUUAACCCCACCCUGGUAACUUUUAAAAUUCCCCGAGAAAAGUAUUAGGGGCGGAAACCCACCACCAUUCUUUAGCGCUGUCUCUUUAGAGCAAGACUGUCAUCUGAACUUCUUUUUUUUAAAAAGUGGAUUUAAAUUUGUGUCGGCUUGCGUUGCCUUAACAGGUGCCCGGACCGUUCUGCCAAAUCCUAGGGACACACAGGCUCUUAACUUGCUUCCCCAUCAUAUUCCUGCAGCCUCUGUGUGUGUGUGGGGGGGGGGGAAUGGGUCAGCACGCAUCAGUGAAAGAAGGGCAGUCCCACUCACUCGAUCCCAAAUUUUCCUUCAGUCCAUUUCCCUUGCAACAUGUAAGCACCGCCCCCUGUGCCCCGCGCCCCCGGUGCCCCUCAGCAAUCUUCCGGGGCUGGGCUGUGAUCUUGGAAAUGCUCUUGCCUCUCUCUUUCCUCAGCUUCCUGUAAGAUGUUCUGAUACCUGGACACGUUGACUCAAUAAAACCUUUGCUGCCA
Molecule: messenger RNA, 5413 nt
Organism: Hemicordylus capensis (graceful crag lizard)
Lineage: Eukaryota; Metazoa; Chordata; Lepidosauria; Squamata; Cordylidae
Gene: FAM222B
Product: family with sequence similarity 222 member B
Exons: 3
Coding region: 1278-2852 (524 amino acids)
Source: RefSeq, a predicted model, not a curated record